Messenger RNA from Paralichthys olivaceus (Japanese flounder), 7160 nucleotides. RefSeq names its product PH domain and leucine rich repeat protein phosphatase 2 (gene phlpp2). Gene Ontology annotation, cellular component: extracellular matrix. NCBI's taxonomy places the organism in Eukaryota, Metazoa, Chordata, Actinopteri, Pleuronectiformes, Paralichthyidae. Gene Ontology annotation, molecular function: protein binding. The record is from RefSeq and is a predicted model, not a curated record.
GGCCGUGGCUGCUGUCUAAUCCUCUGAUCCCGCCCCCGUCCUGUUUCUCGCUGGGCUCUCUCCGGCCUGUCUGACAGCGCUCAGUCACCGUGGACAUGGCGGCGCUGCACCGACACCGGGCGAGUCCUCACUGCUCCGCGGGAAUUUGCCAGUCACGUACCCGCAGCACGCCUCUCGCUCUCGGCCGCUGCUGAUGGGAGGGACGAGACAUGGCGAUGGAGGACGAGGACGUUAACGCGGCGGUCGUCGCGAAUAACAACACCCAAACAGGCACCGCCAAGAAGGGAGGGGAUGUCGGGGAUAGCGGGGCUUGCAUCGACAGGCAGCCGGACAAGGUGGUCCACCAAGCGGGGCUGGAUCAGACUGCGGGUCGCGGCAGCCGCAGUGGUCCCGGGGCUGCGACGGGGAUCCGAGUGUUAAAGCAGCGCAACAUGAAGCGGAAUGGGAGUCGCGGCUGUGUGACAAGAAAGACCAGAUUUGGGUCACGAGAACGGGACUGGCUGAAGGGGCACACCCAGCGGGGCUGUGUGUGUCUCUACGGCGCAACCGCGGACCCUCAGCCUCCUGCCUCCGGCCCUCAGGCCUCCUCCACCCCUCAGACCGACCUGCAGUUGGUGCUUUGCUCCACCAGCACCACAGUUGAGGAGCUGUGCGCUCAGAGGGAUGGAAAGGGACUUUAUGUUCAGCUGCACGGAGAUCUUGUCAGGAGGCUGGACCCCUCGGAGCGCCCGCUCCAGAUUCUGUAUGACUACCUGGCGUCUAUGGGCUAUGCAGACCCUGUCCGGGUGCAGCAAGAAGCAGCCAACUCAGACCUCAGCUGUCUGAUCCGUUUCUACAGCGAGCCUCCAGUGAACGCUGACCAGCAGGAGCGCACUCUGCUGAAAGGUGUGUUCAGCGUCAGGAAGGGCAAGACACAGCUGCACAAGUGGGCAGAGCGGAAGGUCAUCCUCUGUGGCACCUGUCUGAUCGUGGCCUCUGUGAAAGACAGCCUGACUGGGAAGUUACACAUUUUACCCCUGGUGGGGGGAAAGGUGGAGGAGGUGAAACGGAGGCAACACUGUCUGAUGUUUAGCUCGGCUGGAUCACAGGCCCAGACGUACUUUGUCAAUUUCGACACACUGGCAGACUACCAGCGAUGGCAUCGACAGGCGUCCAAAGUGGUGUCUCAGACAGUCAGCAUGGUGGAUCUUUCCUGUUACAGUCUGGAAGCAGUGCCUGAGUAUCUGUUCUACAGUCAGGACAUCACCCACCUCAACCUGCGCCACAACUUCAUGAGCCUGCAGGGGCCUGGAGGGCUGCUCAACCUCCCCAGGUUUUCCCAGCUGAAGAGCCUGAACUUGUCUCACAACCGUCUGGGUGUGUUCCCUGAAUGUGUGUGUGAGAUCCUCACCCUGACAGAGCUCAGCCUCUCCUGCAAUAAUCUCCACGUCGUCCCAGUACAGAUAGGCAACCUUCAAAGCCUGCAGACUCUGUCUUUGGAUGGAAACCACCUCAGCUCCCUGCCUGAGGAGCUGGGUGGCCUGUCCCAGCUCAACAGCCUGGGCCUCUCCUUCAACAACUUCUCCCACAUCCCUGCUGUGCUGGAGAGGCUGAGUGCAGUGGACAAGUUGGCCAUGGCUGGGAACAGAGUGGAGACUCUGCAGUUGUGCACUUUGGCCAGAAUGAGCCACCUGAAAAACAUCGACCUCCGGCUGAAUGGGCUGCGCUGGGUGAAAAGUGAGAGUCCAGAUGCGGUGAGCCAGGUGACACAGCUGGACUUACGGGACAACUGCUUGGACACGUUAGACCUGAGCUCCAUCUGCAACCUGGAGACUCUGCACUGCCAACGCAACCAGCUGGCGACACUCACGCUCAGCGGUUUCACACUGCGCAUGCUUCAUGCCAGCAGCAACCGCCUCACUACAGUCAGCAUCUAUCCAGUCCCUAACCAGAUGACACACUUGGAGCUAUCACAGAACCUUUUGGAGUACCUUCCGGACUGGGUGUGUGACUGCAGGAAAAUUGAGAUGCUGGACAUCACACACAACCUCCUGUCUGAGCUUCCUUCCAGACUGCUCAACAGCUUGAGUUUGAGAAAGCUGCUGGCGGGGAACAAUCGUUUGCAGAGAGUGCCUGAUCUACUUGACCACGUCCCUCUGGAAGCCCUGGACCUCCAGCACAACAAGCUGGCUGAACUCCCUGAGAGUCUCUUUUACAAAGCCUUAAACCUGAAAUUCUUAAAUGCGUCAGCCAAUGCCCUGGAAAGCAUUCCUCCUAGCAGCCAAUCAGAGGAGAGCCUCAGCACGCUCCAGGAGCUCUACCUGACAGGGAACAACCUGAAUGAGAACUGUGGUGCUCUGCUGGUUGGACACCAGAACCUGCGGGUCCUUCACAUCGCCUACAACCAAAUGCUCUCCUUCCCUGCCAGCAAGUUGAGUAAGCUGGAGCUGCUGGAGGAGCUAGAUCUGAGUGGCAACCAGCUAAAGACCAUCCCCUCCACUGUGUCCAGCUGUAAGAAACUGCACACCCUAGUUGCACACUCCAACCACAUUACUGUCUUCCCAGAGAUCCUCAACCUGCCGGAGAUCAAGCUUGUAGAUCUGAGCUGUAAUGAGCUGACUGAGAUCCAGCUGCCUGACUCGCUGCCUGCUACUCUGCAAGAGCUGGACCUGACGGGCAACAGCAGCCUGAUGUUGGAGCACAAAACCCUCAACCUCUUCAGUCACAUCACAACCCUGAAAUUAGACCAGAAAUCCACCACAACAGCAGGGGACUCAUUGAGUUCCUCCACUCCAUGGAACCACGGUUACUCUGAAAUGAGCGGCCAAAGAAACAAGUUGUGUGUGUCUGUGCUGACUGUGGACCGGUUUGGAGACGGUGUGGAAGCAUGUUACGGUAUCUUUGAUGGAGACCGCAAUGAGGAAGUGCCUCGGCUGCUGCAGUGCACCAUGGGAGAUGUGCUAUGUGAGGAACUUCAGCACUCCAGUAUUGACAAUGUGUAUAUGUGCAACACUUUCCUCACCUCACACAGGAAACUAGGAAUGGCUGGACAGAAACUGGGUGCUUCUGCCUUGUUGUGUUACAUCCACCAUAAGCCUUCAGAUCCGGGAGGCUACCUCAGCCUUACUGUGGCCAACGUGGGCACCUGCCAGGCAGUGCUGUGUCGGAACGGCCGACCGGUACCUCUCUCUAAGGUUUACAGUUUGGAGAACUGCACUGAGGAGAUGGAGAGAGUUAAACGGAGUAAAGCCAUAAUUACCGAGGAUAACAAAGUGAGUGGAGUGACAUGCUGCUCUCGCCUGCUGGGCUGCUCUUACCUGUCUCCCUGGGUGCUUCCAAAGCCGUGGGUGCACACUGAGCCGCUCUGUUCCCAGGAUGAGUUCUUGAUCCUGGGUAAUCGAGCUCUGUUUGAAUGGGUCUCCUACCAGGAGGCUGUGUGCACCGUGCAGGCUGUGCGAGAUCCACGUGCUGCUGCAAAGAAGCUGUGUUCGCUCGCCCAGAGUUACGGCUGUAAGGACAACAUCGGGGCAGUGGUGGUGUCGCUGCAUAUCGGCGAGGACAGCUGCACCUGUGAGCCACAAGUCUCCACCACCGACCGCGGUCCCCCUCCUGCCCCUGCGCCUGUAACCGUGACCCCAGGCCCCAGUGACCCAGCCAUGCUUUCAUCGAGCAGUGGUUUAGUCUCUGAGUUCAACAGUGAGACAUCAGCCUCAGAGGUGGGCAGUGAGGCGGGGUCCACCGCUUCAGACGAGCACCAAUCAUCUGGGCCUGCACCCCGCCCAGAGAGACGGUGUAGCCUUCACCCUGCUACUACGCUGUGUGGGAUCAUGGUGCCAGGCUCAGGUGGUUCAGCAACCCACCCGGGUCUAUUCCAGCGUCAACCCUCCUGCGCUACGUUCUCGAGUAACCAGUCCGACAACGGCUUGGACAGUGACGAUGAAGCUCCGCUUGAGGGAGUCAUCUCCAAUGGCAGCAAGUUAGAAGUAGAGGUGGACAUUCACUGCUGUGCUUUCCAGCUACGGUCAGGGUCCACCGAGAGCUCCAAAGACUUUGACCUUGAAAAGCGUAACUCUGACUACCCCAAUGGUAAAAUGCGUAGACAGAACAGCGUGGUGGUUUCUGCCACAAAUGGCUGCCUGCUGGCUGUAUGUGGGAGAGAGAUCGCUGACCUUAAGAAAUCUCCUUCCACGUGCAGCUUGUUUGGGAAGAAGUUGUCCAAUGGCUCGGUGGUGGCUCCUGAGGACAGUCACAAUCUUAUUGAAGUGGCCCUGGAGGCUCCAAAGAAAAAGUCUGGUUACUUCACUGCCCCAGCCCAGCAGGACCCAGAGGAUCAGCUUAUUGUUCCACCAAGUCUGGAGCAGGAAGUCAGGGAGCAGUUAAGAGGCCAGAACCCUCUAGUCUCAGGCUCCUCCGCACCCUCCAUAAUACCCUCCUUCAAAGAGCCCGUUUGGGAUCAUCCACACCCUCCUGCUUUUCCCUCCAACCUGGUUCCAGGUCCAGGCCCAGCUUCCUUUCUACAGCAGGAAGUCUACGAUACUGCCCUCUAGGGGGGGACACAGCAGAGCAGCCUGUGGCUGCAGUUCUGUGAACGUGCCAUUCCAGGAAAGAAGAAGAGAUAUUUCUCACACGUGUGGGAUAUUCCAAUUCAAGUUGCCAUUCAGAUCCAUUGUGAGGACAAGAAAACCCUGUUGGACCUUGACAGUCGUCAUCCGUGAUGUGGUACCAUUAAGUCGAGGUCAUAGGCUACUACUGAGUAUCCAAGAAAACAGGGGUAAUCACGUUUCUACUUCAUAACACGAUGUUGUGAAAAGGAUUGCAGGUUACCAGAGUAAAACAAACCUGACCUGACAUGAGAUACCUCGUGUGUCUAAACAUGUCAGCAACAUUUCCCUUUACUUGGAAGAUCAAGCAAUCUGGAGGGUGUGUACGGGAUGAUGGUGUUCAGUGAGGUCAAAUCUCCUCUCCGGGGACUCUGUGGUCUCUCAGGUCCUGGAGAAAAGCCCUGUGACUGAAACUUGAAGAAGUGCCUACGAUCCAGCCUAGAGCUCCCCCACGUCCAGGCUGUGUUUAGGGAUGUGAGCUUCUUAGUUAAGGACAGACCGUGUCUCCAAGAGACCAGCGCUGGCACAGCUUUCGCUCUCCUCCUCUUCCUGUGGCUUACAAAGGGAACAGACAGUAUAAAUGCUUGAAAGGCUCAUUGGAUAAAAAGACAAAAUAACUGCAUUUACAUGGCCAGAACCAUUGUAGUCAUGUUUUAUUUUUAAUAACCCCACACAAUAUAGAUAUAAAAUCUCCUAUAUAUGAUAAUUUAAUUAUACACACUCACAAUUGGCCUCUAGGUGAUGUAGUGUGCUUGAGCUGCUGACACUGAGAUUGAAAGGCAUUUCCAUUGAGAGCAAUGUAUUUUUGAAAACUGUCAAUUAUAAUAUAAAAGUUAUUCAACUCUACUGAGCUGAUGUGUCGUAGGAUUCAAAAAUCCUUUUAUCAGUAUAAUCUCUGACUGUGCAUGAUCACAUGGUCAUCUUCAAAAAAGACUUAAAGUUUAUUGAAUUUAAACAUUCGAAAACCAAACACCAGACAAAGGAAAGAAGGAUAUAGAAUAAUAACAUAUGUAAUAUUUGAAGAAUACCAAAAGAUAAAUACAAACAUAUAUAAAUAUAGAUUAAGGUAAAUCAAAAUAGCUUUUUCAACCUGUUAGAUGUCCACUCUUAGUCUUUAAAAGAUGAGUGUUUAAAUGUUGUCCCUGUAAUAGUGUCCAUAUAAUGUUUCAUCUCAUUCAAUUUCUUUCAUUUGAACAAACCAGUUGAGGCACAAAACUAAAAUAUUCCACUGUAUCGUUACAAUAUGAAGGAUACAUACAAUAUUUGUAUGUAUUGCAGAUUAUGAAAUAUUUUCAAUGGUACUUAGUAUAAAUCCAAACUUUGGAGGCUUCUUCACUUUUACAUUUCUAAACAUCCCUGUGACCCACUGACAUUUACAGUUUUCAUUUCAAAUCUUUUAGCUCACCUCUCAAACGCACCCAAAUGAUUUUCCAUGUGUGUUACUGUUAUGUUUUUGUCUUGUUUCCUGGAAGAUCGGGUCUGUGCACACAAGGUGUCACACAUUUUGGAGCAGAUCCCACAGUUCUAGACAUAAAUGCACAAAACUGGGAUUAUAGAAGACUAUAACUUGAUAUAGCUUGUCUUUGUCACUCAGACAUAUUGCAUCUAUCCUUAUUCCUGAUCAAGAGACAAUGUUUCUGUAGGACUCAGAGGAUGUGCUCUAUUUUCUUAUUAGUUACAUGCUGUGUUUUCCCAAUUGUUUUCUUAAAAUAUGUUUGACCAAUCAUAUUCAUCUCAGUUGAAAGGGGGUUUUCAAAAACUGCGUUACUUACAGUACUGUCCCCACCUUGUGCCAAAAGAGAGGUCAGCUCUGCUGCUCGGCUGCUGUGGUCAUGACGGCCAUAAGUUUGGUAAUUGCUCGUGGUUUCCACAUUAGAUGUAUAUUUUUAUGUAGCAUUCCAACUUGGUAGUGGUGCAGUUCUGGCAUUCCUCAGCUGAAACACAGCUGGACCUUCAGUGUUCCCUUCAAGCCUUAAAGUAACACGACCCAGUGUUUUUAAGAGGAGGAGCUCUUUGAUUCAUCUGCCUGGUUCAGUUUGUUACUGAACUCUGAGGAGGAUGUUUUUUAUUAAAGCAAACCCCCCUCGGCCCUUUUGUCUUUGCUCCACAGGAAUGAGUGAUAAGUCGCUGAUGAAGCCUUAAUUGAUGUAUGAGUCUGAAUCUUUUUUUCCUGUUAUUUGAAAGUGUUGUCUCUUGAAAGGAAUACACACUGUUGAAAGCACUUUGUACAUAAAAAAGGUAAUGACUUUAAUAUAUGAGAUAGUGAUCAACAUGGUGUGAUGGGAUUAAUGUGGCUGUCCUCAGCCCAACAUAUCACCUCUUAUCUAAGAAUACAUAGCCAAUGAGAAUGAUGACAAUGUGAAGUGACAUAACAAUUCAUUUAUGACCGUUUUUAGUAAAAAACGAAUAAUUCCCUUUUUAGUAAAUAGGAUUUUGUUUUCUCUCACUUUCAUCUGAAUUUUGUUUUGACCGAUAUUCAAAGUUUCAACAACAGCACCACAAACAGCAGUGUCCUGAACAUCACUACAGUAAUGUAACUCUGUCAAAACUAAAUUAUUGGGCCCCCUUCUGGCUGAAAAU